GCAGGCUGGAAUAGAAUCGAAACACUCCCCCAUGACAUCACGCCCUCCCGCCCACAUUUUGGUCACAUGGCUUUGUGACAUCACAACCUUCUCCUCGUCGCCCUAUUCUUGCACGUUCCGGUGUGUCUGUGCUGGGGGAUAUCCGCCGGCCUUCGAUUCUUAGCCCCAGGGAGACACGCGAGCCGUUGAGUGACGUGGGUGGAUCCAGCCGGAAAACCUUAGCCUGCCAACAUGGCUGAGGCUCAGCCUUCAGGGCCAUCAAAACAUAACCCUGAUGCAGCUGACUUUAUCCCCAGAGAGAGACCAAGCACCAACUCAGGUUGGAGAAGUAAUGUAAACCGAAAUUGGAACAGACAAACACCACCUUAUCAAAGUCAACCUCCUAGGGAGACAAACCAUGAAAAUCCAGCACAAAAACUUCGCACAAGCUUAAGCAAGACUAGUGAAAUAUGUCAGCAGGGUUCCACAGAUACCAGCUCAGGCAAGCCUCUAAAGAACCACAGCUUUCAGAACCAGAGAUGGCAAAGGUCAAGAAGUGAAAGGUCACAUACUAGAAGACAACCACUUUCAGAUGCAUCAGUUAGGCCCUCAUUUGGUGGCGGCACACCUCUUGGGGACUGGCGCAUAAGGACAAGAGAGCCGAGUGAUUUAUGUUCAUCUGAAAGUGAAAAGGAGGUUGGUAGUGCAGACAGCAGAGGAGCUAAACCGAAAAGAUUGACACAUGUUUCAGGAGGCUCCCUAAGGGGCCCCAGAGACAGAAUAAGACAUUCGUAUGACAGAGAAAAAAGGUUACCUCCAAAACAAAGAGGGGAGGAUAUGUUUGAGAACAUCCCACCUCGAGAUGCAAAAUCUGUAUCAUCUAAGGAGGUGGUUUUUAAAACACGGCUCGAGAGGUAUGAUGGUGUUGUGGGAAGUGAAGAAAAACAAAGGCAUCCGUGUUCUUCAAAGAAGACUCAGCAUGAGUCUUUGGAUUGGAAUAAACCACAAGAUGGAAAGGUAGUUAAGCCAAUUGAACCACAUGGCAGCAAAACACCACGGCAUGAAAAUACUUUGGUUGCAACAUUUGCAUCAAAAGACAAGAAAACUGAUAGGGUAAAAGAGUCCCGUCUUACUAACACAUGCCAAGAACCAAAGCAUCAUAGUCUAUGGGGCACUGAUGGUGACAAAUAUUUAGGAAGAAAACACCAGUCUCAGACUCAAGACAAUAUGCCUAAAAAGUCAAUGCAGCAAGGGUGGAAUAGACCAUGGAAUAAGAAGGAAGUACCAAAGACUAAGGAAACACAUACAGGCUCUCUGAUUGAACAGUUGACCGCAGAGAUAUAUGAGUGCAUGGUCUGCUGUGAAGUGGUACGGUUUAUGGCCCCAGUGUGGAGCUGUCAGAGUUGCUAUCAUGUUUUCCACCUUAACUGUAUCAAGAAAUGGGCCCGGUCCCCUGCAUCACAAGCAGAAGAUGGAAACAGCGGAUGGCGAUGCCCUGCAUGUCAGAAUGUCUCCUCUCGUGCCCCUAGUAGCUAUAUCUGCUUUUGCGGCAAAGUGAACAACCCUGAAUGGAACAGAAACGAGAUACCUCACAGCUGUGGUGAGCUCUGUCGGAAGAAGCGCUCAGGCCUGGAUUGCCCUCAUCCGUGCAAUAUCCUCUGUCAUCCUGGACCAUGCCCAUCAUGCCCAGCAUUUGUAACAAAAUCUUGUCAGUGUGGAAGAACAAGCCAGUCUGUACGUUGCGGGCAGUCCACCACCUUUCACUGCACAAAUGUUUGUGGAAACCUGUUAAACUGUGGAGAACACAGCUGUACUCAUGUGUGUCAUGCAGGAAAGUGUCAGUCAUGUCAGCAAAUUGUACAUCAAGCCUGCUAUUGUGGUGGAAGCUCUCGUGAUGUUCCUUGUGGAACUGACAAAGAUAACUAUGAUGGCUUUGGAAAUUUCUCCUGUCAGAAGCAUUGUGGCAAGAAACUAAAUUGUGGAAAGCAUGGCUGUACUGAAGUAUGUCAUCCUCAGCCUUGCCAACCGUGUCCAAGGCUUCCUCAAAUAGUACGAUUCUGCCCCUGUGGACAAACUCUCUUGAGCAAACUGUUGGAUCUUGGAUGCAUAGAUCGUAAAAUCUGCACUGACCCUAUACCUUCCUGUGGAAAGACUUGUGGAAAGCCUCUACAAUGUGGCUCUCAUGACUUUAUCCAUACUUGUGAGAGCCUUUGUCAUGAAGGAGAUUGUGGGCCCUGCUCUCGUACUUCUAAUAUAUCUUGCCGAUGCAGCUUUAAAACAAAGGAGGUUCCAUGCUCUCUGCUGCAGAAUGAAGGGGAUUUUACUUUUAUGUGUGACAAACGAUGCAACAAAAAACGUCAGUGUGGCCGCCAUAAGUGUAAUGAAAUUUGCUGUGUGGACAACGAACACAAGUGCUCCUUAGUUUGCGGACAUAAAUUAAAUUGUGGCCUUCACAGAUGUGAUGAACCAUGUCAUCGUGGGAACUGUCAAAAUUGUUGGCAAACGAGUUUUGAUGAGCUCACGUGUUACUGUGGGGAAGCUGUUAUCUUUCCUCCUGUCCAUUGUGGAACACGACCUCCUGAGUGCAAAAAACCCUGCACUCGACAGCAUGAGUGUGAUCACCCAGUUUUCCAUUCAUGUCAUAGUGAGAAGAAAUGUCCCCCAUGCACAUAUCUUACACAGAAAUGGUGCAUGGGAAAACAUGAGAUUAGAAAUAAUAUUCCAUGUCACCUUACUGACAUCUCAUGUGGUCUGCGCUGCAACCAACUCUUAAAAUGUGGCAUGCACAAAUGUAAACGCAUCUGCCACAAGGGGGAAUGCUUGAUAAACGAAGACUGUAAACAACCGUGUGCUUUGCAGAGACUAGACUGUGGUCAUCCAUGUAUGGCCCCAUGCCACCCUGCUCAGCCCUGCCCACCUUCUGUUUGCAAUGCAAAGGUUGAAUUACAGUGUGAAUGUGGACGAAGAAAAGAGAGUGUAGUAUGCUCUGUGGCGUCUUCUGCUUAUCAAAGGAUAACGGCUAUAACCAUGGCUACAAAACUUACGGAAAUGCAGCUUGGGGAUUCUGUGGAUAUUGGAAGAUUUGUCACAAAAAAAGAAAUAAAGCAAACAAGGCUGCAGUGUGAUGAGGAAUGCAUGGCCUUGGAAAGAAACAGACGUUUGGCAGAGGCUUUGAAUAUUUCAGAGAAUUCAGAUCCUUUUAAUACACGAUCUGGGUCAAAAUACACUGAUAGCUUGAAAGAGGAUGCUAGGAAAGACCUAAAGUUUGUCUCUGAAAUCGAAAGAGAAAUUAAAGCUCUUGUGGAUGCUGUCAACAAGGGGAAGCAAACAAAAAAAAGUCACUGUUUCCCACCAAUGAACAGAGACCAUAGGAAACUUAUUCACGACUUAGCUGAGCUUUAUUGUGUAGAAAGUGUGAGCUAUGACAGUGAGCCUAAACGCAAUGUUGUGAUCACAGCUAUCAAAGGCAAAUCCAUGUGCCCCAAUGUUGCCCUUAUGACUGUUUUGGAAAGGGAGAUCCAGACAAGACCACCACCACCCAUUGCACAUUAUAGGCACCAGACGGAAAGAAGCAACGGUAAUAAUGUAAGAAGACUUUCUAGAGAUGAGCCAUCAAUCGACUACUUUGAUGUGCAAGACUAACCGAUGCAACACACUAUACAAGACUGAAGAAUGUAUUCGGUGGAUGCAACAGAGAUUCAUGAAAUCUUUUCAUUAUGCUGUAGUCAGCUGUACAGUGUGUCACGGAAAUGAAGUACUUGCAGAACUGUGUUUAAGUGGAAAAAUUAUUGGUGACAGUAAAAAAAUGACACAAUGUUCGCAAUGUCCUAAUGUAUUUUCAGAAGUGAGCAUUACAAUAGUAAGAUUUGCUUUGUUGUUAUACUGACAAUUCUGUCUCCUUGAAAGUUUUGGGAGACAACUAAAAUGUCAAAAUUGGCUUUAACAUCUAGUGAACAUGGAUGUCAUAUUCAUCUUAAAUAAAUUCAUGUUUUCAGUUUGUGUUGUGGCAUGAUCAGCCAUCUCAGAAAUGGCAGCCUGGCUGACAUUCACAUGAGUGUCCCACAGUUUUCUGCUGAUUCUUUCAGCUUCACCAUAAAAAAAAUAUUUAUACAGUAUGGGAUUCGUUAUCCAGAAACCCAUUAUCCAGAAAGCUCCAAAUUAUAGAAAUGCGGACUCCCAUAGACUCCAUUAUAUUCAAAUAAUCCAACUUUUUUUAAAAAAAUUACCUUUUUCUCUGUAUUAACAAAACUGUACCAAUAUAACUAAUCCAAAUUGACAUAAUGUUUACAUGAUUUUCUAGUAGACUUAAGGUACGAAGAUCCAAUUUACAGAAAGAUCCACUAUCUGGAAAACACCAGGUCCCGAGCAUUCUGGAUAACAGGUCCUAUACCUGUAAUUUUAUCUUUCAUUCUAAACCGCAAUCCAUUUUUAAGAUCAAUUAAAUCCUUACCUAUAAAUCUGUAUCCAAGGCCAUUGUUGUUUUUCUAAAUUACAGAUAUAGUUGCUGCAAAAUAAAAGGGGGAAAAAGCACAAAGGGCUUGCUUUUUAUAUACUUCUGGCUAUAGUAAAGUUAAAUAAUUCAUGGCUUUGUAGCAAGAAAUUUGCCUUAUCAUUUGCUGCAAAAGUGAAGAAGCAUAUUUUCAGUAUAACUUUGAUUAGUUUAUUUUCCUUAUAUUAAAGUGAUAUUACUAUAUAUAUAUUUAGAGAGAGAGA
This is a messenger RNA of Xenopus laevis (African clawed frog), 4692 nucleotides long. It is a transcript of the gene nfx1.S, whose product is annotated as nuclear transcription factor, X-box binding 1 S homeolog. The transcript has 24 exons. Gene Ontology annotation, cellular component: nucleus. Lineage: Eukaryota; Metazoa; Chordata; Amphibia; Anura; Pipidae. Gene Ontology annotation, molecular function: DNA-binding transcription factor activity; nucleic acid binding; zinc ion binding. Gene Ontology annotation, biological process: regulation of DNA-templated transcription; negative regulation of transcription by RNA polymerase II. The record is from RefSeq and is a predicted model, not a curated record. The coding region runs from base 232 to 3621 and encodes 1129 amino acids.